CCGUUCUGUCACACCACGACCACCCGACCGCACUUUGCCUUAACGACUCAAGGUCUACCGCGAGGUUAGCACUUCGAGACGUAACGCCAAGGUGCACCCCCUCUCCACUCACUCCUUAAUACCUACUGUUUCUUUAGGGGCGUUGCUUCGCGUAACCCUCCCACUCAUCAUGAGCCUUGACACAUACCCUCCCUCCUUCCUUGGCACUGCUUCUUCAAGAAGUCAUCCAUACGCCCCAUCUCUUUCUUCAUCAGCCUCCUCUUCCACCUCUUCAGUCUUUUCAGACGCCGCCUCUCAGACAUCCAACUCGACAUCCGCUUCUGCACAGUCGGCUGCCAGCGGAUGGGAGCCUGAAGAAUGGACCUCAAGGACACGGCAAGCUCCGCCCGCAGCUGCCGUCGAUCCCAUCGCCUAUUCUACCUUUGCGCCGAUUAGUCGAGUCAGCACCUUUCCGCAGUACCAACCCUCGGCAUGCCGCGAGACCGCCGCGGAGCGGGUACUGCCUCCUCUCCGGACCGAUGUCGCUGCCCCAGUGGAGCAACGACAGCAUCCUCGCCGAUCUUCUUCCACGCUCAGCCAACGCGCACCUCCUCAGCUGGUCCGGCAAUGCGACCGGAAAGUCAAUUUCGUUGAUUGCCUUGUUGAUUCUGCUACGCAGAUGGUUGAAGUCAUUUGGCCAACGUCAGAUCCGUCAAGUCGUUGCGAAACUGCUUCUGGCCGUGGAGUCUUGCCACUGCGCACCUUUAUCCAGGAGACGCUGCGGCGAUCGCGUACAAGCUACUCGACGCUUCAAGUUGCCUUGUACUACCUAAUCCUGAUCAAGGCUCAUGUGCCAAAGCAUGACUUCACUAUGGAGCAGCCCGAGGAUGUGGCCUCACUACGAGCUCUGCAGUGCGGGCGGCGCAUGUUCCUCGCCGCUCUCAUCCUCGCGUCAAAAUAUUUGCAAGACCGCAACUAUUCAGCUCGCGCGUGGAGCAAGAUCUCCGGGCUCAAGGUCUGCGAGAUCAACACCAACGAAAUGGCUUUCCUCGCGGCUGUUAACUGGAAGCUCCACAUCACGGAUCCUAUCUGGGAGAGGUGGCAGGAGAUUGUCCUCAAGCACACGCCCACAAACCCUCCACCGUCUCCUGGGGGUUGCCUUCCAAACACUUGGAGAUGCAUUAUCCCGAGGUUGACGCCGGAAUUGGAUAUCGUCGACAUUGCGCCAAAAACACCAAUUACCUCUGUCAGGCCCACACUACAGUCCCACGUUAGCUCAUACCCUAUCCGCUCCCCAAUCGCGGAGACUUUCGGUUCGCAGGACAGCACGCCGACUCCCAGCCAUUACAGGGUGCCUCGCUUCCUCGAACCGAAGCCGGAUCUCCUCCCACCCACUCCAUCUCUUGUUCGCUUGGGUCCUUUGCCUACGCCUUCUUUGACGCCCCAGUCCACGGUCUCGAACACUCCUGCAGCGAGUGUCCUGGCCUUUGGACCAAGGCGGCCGUCCAUGUGCUCUGCCAUGGCACAGGCACAAAGCUCCUCGUUGGCGCGCAGCUGUGUGGAUCAGUUCAACCCCAGCGUCCGGAAUGGGUUGGAAGCCUACCACUUCCCCAGCCGACGUCCGUCUCUGGCUCUGUCCACCACGUCUUCGGCAUCAUCGCCAGAGUCUAUGGUUACGGACAACUCUCGCUCUUCACGCGCCUCAUCAAUCUCAUCAGUCUCAUCUGCUGGCUGGGCGCCGAAUCAGGCCAAAUUGGCCCGAUUGGCGACGUGCCGCAGCGCGAGGCUGCCCUAUCCGGCGCUGUCAAAAUGCAAGGAGCAGUACGAAUACGCUCCCAGCGAGCCGAUGUCCUCGCCAGACCUGGAGAGCUUCCACAUUGAUGAUUCUGAAGCUACGCCAGUAAAGUUCGACAGUCCGGUUGCCAUUGCUGUACCCGCCUCCAAGGCGAGUCGCAAGCGCGGCCGAUCUUCCGUCGACCUCCAGCAGAACGUUCGUCACCUGCUUCACAGCUCCCGCUCUACGUCCUUCCUUCGCGGAGAGAAGACUGUCCUUCCUGAUCGUUCGAUCGCGCAGUCGUUCGUCCUCUCUGGUGACCGGACGCCUUCGUCGUGCACCGGGCCUAAGGGGCUGCAGUCCCCAAAGCGCACGGUGCCGGAAUGCAGAGUUCCGUACCAGAAGGACUAUGGCAAGAAGCGCACCUGCUGUGGAAGCGAAGCUGCUCAGACAUUCCGACGAGAAGGUCCUGGCAUGUGGGAAGGUGUCCUGUAGCGCCAUCGCCUGCAAACACUGAAGAAGUCGACAGCCAAUAAAAGGCGGACUCAAAGAAGAAAGAAAAAAGGGCACAUAGAUGCCUCCUACACGCUUACUUCCUAAGCAUCCUUU
Molecule: messenger RNA, 2362 nt
Organism: Trematosphaeria pertusa
Lineage: Eukaryota; Fungi; Ascomycota; Dothideomycetes; Pleosporales; Trematosphaeriaceae
Exons: 2
Coding region: 170-2248 (692 amino acids)
Biological process (GO): regulation of cyclin-dependent protein serine/threonine kinase activity
Cellular component (GO): nucleus; cyclin-dependent protein kinase holoenzyme complex
Molecular function (GO): cyclin-dependent protein serine/threonine kinase regulator activity; protein kinase binding
Source: RefSeq, a predicted model, not a curated record